AAAAUGGGAUAUGUCACCUAAUAUACGUUUCACUAGGUUUUCGAAACUUUUUCGAAAAACAUAUGUUACCACGAGGCUCAGCAUAGUCGAUCACCUAUGUUUCCAUGUGUUUUCACCUUCCCAGACCCAGUUUAAUGGGAGACAUAUAGCUUCAGGGAAAAUCCUGGCUCUGCAAAAACCAAGCGAAAGCAAGAGGUCGCUUAGAUCCAUAUUUGUGGAAGACACUUUGGUCUAUCUACUUAUGAAAAAAAUCGGUGGAUUGCUAUUUUUGUUUUCUGAAAUCCAAGCUAUUUUUCAAAGAUUCUCGGAAAACCCAGUUUUUUGAAUCUUUUCCAAACUAGUUUUUGCUUAUGUAAAGUUAGCUUCAAGCGUCUAUUUUCUAUUGCUGGAAACCGCAAGUCUCUAGAGUUAUUGCAAAAACAACCGAGUGCACUGUAUUUUGGCACCGAUAAUAGCACUUUCUCACACAAAACAGAAACAUUAACAAAGUGUAUAACAUUGGGUUUUUUUUCACAGGUUCAAACACAAGUUACAAAUCAAAAUGAUCAGUUAGAAGAUAAAGAGUUGAUGUGUGAUGGAAAAAAUCUCUAUGAAAUACCCGGUGCAACAGCCUUAGAAUAUGCGCGAAAUAUUUUAAAUGCAAUAUUCACACCAGAUGAAAUAAAAAGUAAAAAAUUACCAGGAAAUAGAAAAUUGAUGAAACUCGAUGAUGCUCAAUUAAAUGAACAACAACUGGAUACAAUUGGAAUAAAAUUGACCUGCUAA
Molecule: messenger RNA, 765 nt
Organism: Didymodactylos carnosus
Lineage: Eukaryota; Metazoa; Rotifera; Eurotatoria; Philodinida; Philodinidae
Source: the annotation of a GenBank genome assembly